Molecule: messenger RNA, 1461 nt
Organism: Aricia agestis (brown argus)
Lineage: Eukaryota; Metazoa; Arthropoda; Insecta; Lepidoptera; Lycaenidae
Exons: 2
Coding region: 35-1450 (471 amino acids)
Source: RefSeq, a predicted model, not a curated record
AAAUAAUGUAGGGUCAUGUUUGGAAAAAAUUAAAAUGGAUAAAAUCAAAUUCAAUUCUAAAUCAAAUAGUGAUAUUAGCCUUAUUAAUAAAACAGAUAGAAAAAGCGUAAGAGACCGCAAAGAUAAUGCAAAAACAAUAAUCAGUAAUGUAAUCAAGAAACGAGGGGUAUACGUCGAAAAAUUCUCAGGUAUAGAACCGAACAGUAUGGAAGAAUUAUCACAAGGGAACAAUAAGAAGUUAUUAGAGUCGGUUCUGUCGACCCUUACUAAAUCUUCAAAAGCGACACAAUGGCCGGGCGAAAAAAAGAUUAACAAGGAAAACGUACAGUUCAGGAAAAAGAAAGUAGAAAGUAAAGAAAGAACACCAAUUAUUGUGCUAAAACCAAACAGCACUGUAAAUAAAACAGAAGCAAUUAUACCAAAUCGUGGUGUAGGAAAACCUCUAGCUAAAACGAAAAAUCCUCAAAAAACAUCACCGCAGGCUAAAGUAAAAAUAGCAGCGGAGAAAGCACCAACAAAGUCGAAAAUUAAUGUUAACAGGACGACUGUAGCCAAAUAUAAAACUGCCGAUAUCAAGACUACUUCGAAAGGUCCAGAAAAAACAGCUCCAAAUAUUACACAUGAGUAUGUAGCUCGCAGAGUUAAAAGAUACUUGCUUAGACAAGCUUCCCCUGAUAAUACACUGAUCAGUGAUGAAAUAAAAAAGCCGGAAGAAAAUUCAUACGAUAUUGAAGCGAAAUCGGAAGACACACUAGAUGAUACCGAACAUGACGCAAAAAUAUACAGUCUUAUCGAAGAUUAUCUAGAAAAUGCUAUCAAUAUUUGUAGCGAUAACCUCAGCGACAAAUCCGUUACAAACUUGCAGAUAGAUGAAGAAGUUGCUAAGAAAUUGAUGAUAAUAGAGAGUGAUGGUGGUAGUCAACGCAGUCUCGUAUACUGUCCCUAUACAAAAAAUUCCAGCAUGACCACUGUAAAAACAUGCGUAGAAGACAUUUCGAAAACCUUGGAAAAACAACAUAAUAUAAGUGUUGGUAAAGAGUGUAUGGCUGAAGUAAAAAUUAAAAAAGAAGAAAAUAUUAAAAGUAAAAGAUAUAGCAAAAAUGCAAAACCUAUUAUUAUAAACAAUAAAUCAAAUUCUUUAGAACCUUCAAAACAAAAAACUCGAAGGAAACCAGCUCCUGUACAAAAAUUUGUAAACAGAACAGAUUUCCUCGUUCAGAACAUAUACAACAUACAAUUAAAUUCACAUAAGCUAAAAACUAAAAAAAUUGAAUCAGUCAAGCAUUUAAAAAAUCCAGCAGUCUUUCAGAAGCCUCAAAAUUUUUUUGAGACACUAUCGUUAAUUUUGAAAAACAAAAACAGGACUUACAAGUCACUUUAUCCCAAUAUGGAUUUAAAACUCCAACAUCUAAAGAAUUUUGCAAAUGAUAAAAAAUUUAAAUACAAAUGAAACAAAGUAAA